Messenger RNA from Pecten maximus, 3608 nucleotides. RefSeq names its product leukotriene A-4 hydrolase-like. Gene Ontology annotation, molecular function: zinc ion binding; epoxide hydrolase activity; aminopeptidase activity. The record is from RefSeq and is a predicted model, not a curated record. The transcript is spliced from 17 exons. Lineage: Eukaryota; Metazoa; Mollusca; Bivalvia; Pectinida; Pectinidae. Gene Ontology annotation, cellular component: cytosol. Bases 158 to 2044 code for a protein of 628 amino acids. Gene Ontology annotation, biological process: proteolysis; peptide catabolic process.
ACUUCCUGUUUUAUACACGAGUGUUGAGUUAGGCUACGUGCCGGUAAGCGAGAUAACAAAGUAACAUUGGACUGCCUAAACAACAUUAUUCGGUUGACAAGCAGAUAACUUCUUUGUAGAAGCGGAGGAUAAUCCUUUUUGUUCCUUCGUCUAAAACAUGGCAUCAGAGAAGGAAGAGAAGAUCAUGCAGGCUGCAGGACUGAGCCCAACAGAUCCCUGCUCUUACUCCAGACCAGAUGAAUGUAUUGUCACAAAAAUAGACCUAGAUCUGGAUAUUGACUUUGAUAACACAUCCUUGAGAGGCGAGGUUCAUCUGUCUCUGCAGAAGAAGAGACAAGGUAUUGACCAUGUGGUACUAGACACUAGGGAGGUGACCAUUAAAAAAGUCACAGACCAGGCAAAUGGACAGGAAUUGACCUUCACCCUUGGAGAACAUGAUCCAAAUUUUGGUUCGAAACUAGACAUAAGAUUACCUAACGGUGGUGGAAGCAGUUGUGUGGUGUCAGUGGUAUAUGAAACCUCCCCCCAAUGUUCAGCUCUACAAUGGCUUCGUAAGGAGCAGACAGCAGGAAAACGUCAGCCAUAUCUCUUCAGCCAGUGCCAGGCUAUCCACUGUCGGAGUAUGAUUCCAUGCCAAGAUACUCCCGCUGUCAAAUGUGCUUACAGUGCUAACAUAACUGCUCGAAGGGAGGUUACUGUGUUAAUGAGCGCACUACGACUAGGGUCUGAGCCACAUCCCACCGAUAGUUCUAAGCUUAUCCACAAGUUUGAACAGACGGUGCCCAUUGCCAGUUAUCUCAUUGCGAUCGUCAGUGGAGAUAUUGAAAGCAGAGAUAUCGGCCCUAGGUCCAAGGUGUGGUCAGAGGCGGAAAUGGUGGACAAGGCAGCCUACGAGUUUGAUGAAACCGAGCACAUGUUGCAGACAGCCGAGGCCUUGAUGGGACCUUAUGUUUGGGGACAGUACGACCUGCUGGUUUUACCACCUUCUUUUCCCUAUGGUGGCAUGGAGAACCCCUGCCUGACCUUUGUCACUCCUACUCUACUGGCGGGUGAUCGAUCUCUGGCCAAUGUAGUCGCUCAUGAGAUAGCUCACAGCUGGACUGGCAAUCUGGUGACCAAUUCAAACUUCGAACAUUUCUGGUUGAAUGAAGGUCACACUGUGUUUGUUGAGAGGAAGAUAGCUGGCCGUCUCCAUGGAGGAGAGGCAAUGAGGCACUUCACAGGAAUUGGGGGCUGGAAAUCUCUCCAAUAUGGGGUUGUGGAAGUACUAAAAAAUGGUCCCUAUACCAAGCUUAUCCCAGAUCUGUGCGGAGUGGACCCUGAUGACGCUUUCUCUGUGGUACCCUAUGAGAAAGGUUUUGCUCUCCUGUUUUACCUGGAAACUCUGGUAGGAGGACCAGAUGUUUUCGAGCCAUUCCUCCGGGCAUAUAUUGAGAGGUUUCAGGGAGACUCCAUAGUUACUGAGCAGUGGAAGGAAUUCCUGUUCUCUUACUUCAGGGACAAGGUUGAUGCAGGUGUGUUCGAUGAAGUGGAAUGGGAUAAAUGGUUCUUUGGUCAAGGGAUGCCACCAGUGAAACCAAAGUAUGACGACAGUGUGGCCGUGCCGUGUGCUGAUCUGUGCCAGCGCUGGGUAAAGGCUGCAGAAGAAGACUUCUCAACGUUUAAGGCCGAGGAUCUUGAAGCUCUGUCAACUGUUCAGAGGAGAGAAUUCUUAAGCCUGUUAUUGUUAGAGGAACCAUUUUCACCUAAAAAGAUCCAAGCGAUGGAAGGGAUGUACAAUCUCAACUCUGUUAAAAAUUCAGAAAUCAGAUUCAGCUGGUUGAGAAUGUGUAUUCGUGCCCAGUGUGAAGAUUGCAUUCCACGUGCUUUAGACUUUGUCAAUGAACAAGGCAGAAUGAAGUUUGUCCGACCAAUAUACCGAGACCUGUAUAACUGGGAGAAGUCACGUCAAUUAGCUAUUAACAAUCUACAGGCUAACCGAGACCAGAUGCACAACACUACAGCAAAACUUGUGGCCACAAAAGACCUUCACCUUCCAAACUGACCUUUCACCUUUUUAUGGAUUCUGAUUGUAGUUUGUUGUAUGUGUGAGUGUAUAAAAAAAUCUUUAGAUUUUAAUUGUUUAUCAAACAGUUAACAAUUGAACAAGGAUCUGACAUUAGAACUGGAGGAAGUGAAAACAGGUGCUUAUCUCAACAGGACCAACAUCUAUGCAUAAAAUAUGUUGUUCAUGCAUCUUAAUGUAUUUCAUUAUAGUUAGAUUUACUUAGUUUUAUAAACUCAUCACAUCAUAUUUGAUCAAAGCAGAUCAACCUUGUCAGGUUUAGUGACAAUUCAGUGUAACAUAGUGUCAUGGAUUAAUAUUUGGGUGGCUGUUAGUGUUUGUGAUGAACAGUAAAACUUGUUUAUAACAAACUCUACACAACCAGAAGAAAUUGUUCGUAAUAAAUAAAAAUAGAAUUUUGAAAUAAAUAAGAUUGAGCCAAAAUUGAGAAUUUUAAUUUACUUUGUAUUAAACAGAAUUUUGUAUCAAGCCUGUUUGUCUUAAGUUUAACUAUAUCAUUGUAUUGUAAUUAUGUGUGCUCUGAUUGGUUGUAUCAAAAAAGGUAAAGGUUGUAUCCAGAAUUUCUGUAAUGAUUUGGUUUAAUUUGGAUGUGCUCCUGGCCAUAUAAUUUAUUGAUGUUAUGUGAUCAUUAUCAGUAAAUAUGCAAAAGAUUAUACAUUUGUAUAUACUUGUAAUAUUACUGUUUGGAUUUUGGAUUACAGUAUCUCUUUGAAAAUAUCAACCACAAUAUGCAGACUUUUACCAGCUUAACAAAAUAAUCAAAGCGAUAGAAGUAGUUGACAAAUAAAUCAAGAUUUCAUUCGAUAUCAAUAAAUUGAUUUAAUUAUGUAUCAUGUAACUUUAGACUAAUAGCAGUUUGUCAAGCUUUAUAUCUAUCUGUUAUGUUAGAUAAACAUUUGUGUUGACAGUCAUGCAGAAAAUCAAUAUACUUGAACACAUGCAGGUUUUCUCGGUGUACUCCGUACACAGUCAGACCUCUUGCACGCUGUCAUCUGGGUGAACAAAAGUGAUUGAUAUAAGUGGGUAUACCAACUAACUGACAUUAUAUUAAGUGAAAGUAGUAAUAUUUUGUUUCAACUAAUAAGAUUUAACACAUAUGCAAAAAAAUACAUGCAUCUUUCAAUAGCUAAAAGUGUUUAGUUUAUGUUUUCUUAGUUUGGAAAAGUUUUGCUGAAAGAUUUGCAUAUCUGGUUUUUGAUUUGUAACUAUUUGGGAAUGAAUUAACACUUCGUAGAUGUAAAUAUAAAGGAUUUUGUCUCUAUUGUUUUAUAUAAAUAUUCCUUCUAAUUUUUAAAAUAGCUAAGUUUUUAUGAUGAUGUCAUAUGGUUUUAGAUUUGUUUAUGACUGUCCUCAGGAUAGUAAAAAAAAACCUCAGAAUACCAGGAUACAUAUCACGAUGUUCAUAUAGUGUAUGAAUGCCAUUAUAGAUCCAGCAAUGUAAUGAUUGAUUUAAAUGGAUACAUUUUGUUUACAUUGAGGAUCAUGCUGCAGUAGCCCAAUGAUUAUUUAUUUUAUUAUUAAUAAAUUUUGUGUGGGAUUAUAA